AUGUUUCGUAAUCAGUACAUUUCCUAUAAACACUGUCAAAACUAUAUAAGACACCUACACAAAACAUUUAAUACACCUUUUGACUCUGAUCAACUUAGAACUGAAGCUAAUUAUGAAAAUAUAAAUAAUCAUGAGAUACCAAAUAAAGAUUCGUUCGAUGAAGUGGAUACUAAUUAUGAAAAUAUAAAUAAUUACACAACACCAAACGAAGAUUCGUUUGAUGAAAGAGUGACUAAUUAUGAAAAUACGAAUGAUGAUAAGACACCAAAUGAAGAUUCGUUCGAUAAAGGGGAGACUAAUUGUGAAAAAACAAAUGAUUUGUUUGAUGAGGUAAUGAAUGAUGUAGAUGAAGAUUUUUUUAACGAUGAAAUAUUAGAUGAUGAUAACGAAAUGCCAAUAAAUUAUAACAAUAAAGAGCCAAGUGAAAAAGGUCCUGACAAAGUUGUUGAUGAAGCUUUAAAUAUUGAGCAAAUGCCAUCUAUUAAUGGUGAAUUUGCUCCAUAUUUCAAAAAUAUUACUGAAGCGUUGAUGUUUUUUUGGAUUCAAAAACACAACAUAUCUACCUGCACUUAUGAAGAAUUAGUGGACAUAAUUCGCCAUCCACAGUUUAAGAAUGAAGAUAUUGUAGCAAAUAUUCACCAGUUUAGAAAGUAUUGGCAAAGAUUACCUUUGCUUUCUAUCAAAACAUGA
Dentiscutata erythropus is the source of this 690-nucleotide messenger RNA. Lineage: Eukaryota; Fungi; Glomeromycota; Glomeromycetes; Diversisporales; Gigasporaceae. The record is from the annotation of a GenBank genome assembly.